This is a messenger RNA of Manduca sexta (tobacco hornworm), 1389 nucleotides long. RefSeq names its product actin-related protein 2/3 complex subunit 4 (gene Arpc4). NCBI's taxonomy places the organism in Eukaryota, Metazoa, Arthropoda, Insecta, Lepidoptera, Sphingidae. The transcript has a single exon. Gene Ontology annotation, cellular component: actin cytoskeleton; Arp2/3 protein complex. Gene Ontology annotation, molecular function: actin filament binding. Gene Ontology annotation, biological process: actin filament polymerization; Arp2/3 complex-mediated actin nucleation. Bases 81 to 587 code for a protein of 168 amino acids. The record is from RefSeq and is a predicted model, not a curated record.
UAUGAGUAAUCAAAUCUCUAUGUAUUAACUGUCAAACAACAAAAUUAUAGGUGUGGUGCAAAAAAUUAAUUUUAGAUAAAAUGUCCGCGACAUUAAAACCUUAUUUAACUGCUGUGCGGCACACUCUUACAGCCGCUAUGUGUUUAGAACAUUUUUCAUCGCAAGUAGUGGAAAAAUAUACCAAGCCGGAGGUGGAGGUUAGAACCAGCAAAGAGCUCCUACUAAACCCAGUGGUGAUAUCGCGGAAUGCCAAUGAGAAAGUGUUGAUCGAAUCGUCAGUAAACUCGAUCAGAGUGAGUAUCAUGAUCAAGCAGGCCGACGAGAUAGAAAAAAUCCUGUGUAAAAAGUUCAUGAGAUUCAUGAUGAUGAGAGCGGAAAACUUUAUCGUGUUGAGGCGGAAACCAGUGGACGGAUACCAUAUCAGUUUCCUUAUCACGAAUUUCCACACCGAACAGAUGUAUAAACACAAACUGGUCGAUUUCGUUAUAUAUUUCAUGGAGGAGAUUGAUAAGGAAAUAAGUGAAAUGAAGUUAGCGGUGAACGCGCGCGCUAGAAUUUGUUCCGAGGAAUUUUUGAAGAGAUUUUAACAGCGCACACUAUGUGACUUAAGUAUUGUAAAUUAAAAUAAUUGAAGACUAGCACUACUCAAUGCAUUCUGUUCAGUAUCUUAUUGCAUUUUAAACCUAGCGCACUACAGUAUAAAGGUGCUGAUAGUUUGAAGAGAUUGAGGCUCUCCCGAGUGUGGCAUGUGUAUCUAGGCUUAGGAACUUUCCAUUGUUUUAAUGACUGAUGUUUGAUUAUUAAUUAUUGUUAGGUAGGUAUGCAUACAUGUAGACUACACCAACAACUCUGUAAAAUGCAACUUACAAGAAAACAAUAGGAUAUAUUCUAUUGACUCAAAUAAAAACCAAUGGCAAUACAAUUUUUUCUAUGUGUAAUUUAUGGAUAACAUUCAACAAUAAAUUUUUACUAUAACUUUUUAAUAGAAAGGAUGAAAUAACAGCAAAAAGGAAUUUCCCUUCUGUGUUUAUAUUAUAGAAAAUGAUGAGAAAAUAACAUGAUUAAUCUUAGUUGGCAAUAUCACAUUUUGGUCUACAAUUAUGUAUUGUCUAAAGGAAUGACUAGGUCAUUUAUUUCUUGCGACAGAAGAGUUUUAUUAAAUUAAUUAUAUUGUUUAUAUCUGCUUAUAAGUGAACAAAAUAUUGUCAUAGCUACCCAACUUAUAUAAAAUGUUUUUAAUGUAAGCAACAUUUUUGAUUUAUUAGAUUAUUAUACAAUUAGAUAAUUCAUUUUUAGGAUUAAUUUCAUCAUGUGUCAGAAUUUGUUUCUCUUGACAUGCAAGCAGUGUAUUCAAUUAUUAUCCAUUAAAUAUAUUUUUUGUAAAUAUAA